CUUGCUGAGGAACGUAACAGCAUAAGUGUAUACAGUAGAUAUUGUAAUUAAGAAUUUCAUAAAGGUGUUAUAUUGUCUUGUAUUUCAGGUCAGAAGUGUUGGAGUGUGACUUACACCCAUCAGAGUAUCUGUGCCUUGAAGGGGUCAACAGUGGACAUAUCCUGCUCUUACACAUAUCCCAGUUACCAUGAGAUCAAAACAGCUUUCUGGUUUACUAAAUGGGAGUCUGGUAUGGAUCCUGAAGAUCUGAGCUCAGUGCCAGGGUAUGAGGGUCAUAUAGAGUACCUUGGGGGUAAUGAGAGUGACUGUACCUUGAGAAUCACAGUCCUGAGAUUUAAUGACUCUGUUGGGUACAGGUUCAGAUUCAUUACAUCUGGAGGAAAGUUUACUGGCUCACGUGUCUCCCUGACUGUCACAGAUGUUGUGUUGGAGAUGGAUCCUACAUCUGUGUCAGAGGGGGAGAAUGUCACACUGACAUGUAGAACCAAAUGUACACUGGACCCCAUCACAGCCUACAGUUGGUGUAAGACUGGACAGCCUAUACCAAACAGCAACACCUCCUCUCCUGUCUAUAUCCUAUUCUCAGURAGCAGUGAGGAUACAGGCAGAUACUCCUGUGCUGUAGAAGGCCAUGAGGAUCUCCACUCUGCUGAAGAGACUCUCACUGUCACAUGUAAGUACAUUGGAGGUUUGGACGUCCAGUUUGAUAUACUGAUCAUGUUGAUACUUGAGAAUAGAUMGUUUUCCACAUAA
Salvelinus sp. IW2-2015 is the source of this 753-nucleotide messenger RNA. Lineage: Eukaryota; Metazoa; Chordata; Actinopteri; Salmoniformes; Salmonidae. The record is from RefSeq and is a predicted model, not a curated record.